AUGGCGUCCUCCAUGGUGGAGCAUGGAGAGGAUGCUUUUAGGAAGUUGUUUAAAUUUUAUAAGAGGAGAAAUCCUCCUCCAGACUUCAAUGAGGUUAUUAAUUUCGCUAAACCUCUUAAUAAUGACAAGGUUUUUCGUUGUGAGCUUAACUCCAGCCCUUUAAAUGAGGAGGAAGUUUCCAAAGCAGGUCUUCAACCAGUGAAAGACUGGAGAGCCUUUGCUCUGCGUGGAUAUCCAGGGUUCAUUUUUAUAUCCAACCCAUUCCUGCCAGGGUCUCAGCAAUACUGGGCAAAGCAAUGCCUAAAAAACUAUCCACAGAAACCAAAUGUGUGCAACCUGGAUAUGCAUAUGUCACCUGCAGAGACAGAUAACAUCUGGGAGCAAAGCAUAGAAGGCAUUCAGAGAAAAGGCUCUGGGAAAAGAGAGCCCAAGACUCUUCUAGAAAAGCUGCGCUGGGUGACUCUCGGUUAUCACUAUGAUUGGAACUCCAAGACGUACUCUCCAGAUCACUUCACUCCCUUCCCCACUGAACUUCACUCCCUGUCUCACAAAGUAACAGCAGCAUGUGGCUUUCCCGGCUUUAAUGCAGAGGCGGGCAUUCUCAACUACUACCGUUCAGAUUCGUCUCUCGGAAUCCAUGUUGACGAAUCGGAGCUCGACCACACCCGACCUCUGCUUUCUUUCAGUUUUGGGCAGACUGCAGUUUUCCUGCUGGGCGGGGCUAAGAGGGAGGACCACCCCACAGCCAUGUUCAUGCACAGUGGCGACAUAAUGGUGAUGUCAGGACCCAGCCGUCUGCUCUAUCACGCAGUGCCCUGCAUUGUUCCUGCCCCUGCUGGAAACCCGCUGCCAUCCUGCCUGAGCGAGACACUAAAGAGUGAACCGCAGAACGAUGACAUCAUUCAGAACGUGAAUGAGGGGGAUUGGAAGGUUUGCUCCUGGUAUUUGGAGACGUCUCGAGUGAAUGUGACGGUUAGACAAGUACUGGGAUCCGGUCAGACCUUCCCAAAUACAGAGACACUGAGGGGGGCGGCACACACAUCUACGGACAGCUGUCAAAAAUCAGAUGAAGAGGGUGAAACUGGAACUCAUAAGAAAAGAAAAACAGAAUCAGGCUAUGAGCGAGAUUCAUAAUUUCUGUUUUGUGCCUUGAGGACAAUUGUACAUUAUUUUAUUUGUUUUAUUUAUGCAAAAUACACCUGAUAUUAAACAUAA
Triplophysa dalaica is the source of this 1215-nucleotide messenger RNA. It is a transcript of the gene alkbh1, whose product is annotated as alkB homolog 1, histone H2A dioxygenase. The transcript is spliced from 6 exons. Gene Ontology annotation, molecular function: oxidative RNA demethylase activity; broad specificity oxidative DNA demethylase activity; ferrous iron binding. Gene Ontology annotation, biological process: oxidative RNA demethylation. Lineage: Eukaryota; Metazoa; Chordata; Actinopteri; Cypriniformes; Nemacheilidae. Bases 1 to 1134 code for a protein of 377 amino acids. The record is from RefSeq and is a predicted model, not a curated record. Gene Ontology annotation, cellular component: nucleus; cytoplasm.